Messenger RNA from Pristis pectinata (smalltooth sawfish), 2785 nucleotides. RefSeq names its product cytosolic purine 5'-nucleotidase-like. Gene Ontology annotation, molecular function: 5'-nucleotidase activity. The coding region runs from base 341 to 1984 and encodes 547 amino acids. NCBI's taxonomy places the organism in Eukaryota, Metazoa, Chordata, Chondrichthyes, Rhinopristiformes, Pristidae. The record is from RefSeq and is a predicted model, not a curated record. The transcript has 20 exons.
UUCUGUGCUUGGGCCACCUCUAUCCACAAUCUGUAUCCACGAUUUGGCUGAGAAGAUCAAAUGUUAUUUCCAGAUUUGCUGAUGAAAGACCACAAAAUGAGAGCAGUGACGAAGAUGCAGAGAGGAUUCAAGGGGAUGUAGAUUAGCUUGAUAUGUUGCUGUGUGAAGGAACGGAGCACUCGCAAGCUGGGGCAUCUGGGCAAUUAUGACUUCUGAUCCGGAGAGCACACCAGAAUCUGCCUCUUGCCACCUUUUGAAGCAGCAGCUCUGAAGAUUAUGAAGAAAGCCAAGCAUUAUACCAGAAACUUGCACCAAACAAGUUUGAAAGCAAGUGAUAAGCAUGGGAAGUGUAACAGAUGAAUACUCAGAUCAUGGCAAUCAGCCCUCUCCUCAUGAAAACCAUUUCAGCUUCCGGAGCGCAGGGGACUGCCAUCAUAUUGAUUAUCGGCUGUUGAAACGAGACUAUCACCACAGAGUGUUUGUGAACAGGAGUCUGGCACUUGAGAAGAUUAAAUGUUUUGGAUUCGACAUGGACUACACCUUGGCAGUGUACAGAUCUCCUGAGUAUGAAGAGUUAGCCUUUCAGCUGAUGGUAAAUCACUUGGUGUCAAUUGGAUAUCCCCAGGAAUUGCUUCUCUACACAUAUGAUCCAACCUUCCCCACCAGAGGACUUGUGUUUGAUACGCUACAUGGGAACCUUCUGAAAGUGGACUCCCAUGGAAACAUCUUGGUAUGUGCUCAUGGAUUCAGUUUCCUCAAGGGGUCAGAGAUUCUUGAGCAAUACUCCAACAAGUUUAUCCAAAGAGAUGACAUAGAACGGUUUUACAUCCUUAACACUCUCUUUAACCUUGCUGAAACCUACCUCUAUGCCUGUCUAGUGGAUUUCUUCAUCAAUUGCUCGGAAUACAGCAGCUGUCAAGCAGGCUUUAAAAGUGGUGAUCUCUUCAUGUCAUACCGGAAUAUGUUCCAGGAUGUGCGAGACACAAUGGAUUUCGUGCAUGAUUCUGGGAUUUUAAAGAAGGAAACUCUGGGAAAUCUAGAAAAAUACGUGCUGAAAGAUCCUCGAUUGCCCCUGCUCCUCGGUCGAAUGAGAGAAGUGGGAAAGGUUUUCCUUGCCACCAAUAGUGAUUACCCCUACACAGAUGCUAUAAUGAACUUCUUGUUUGACUUCCCACCUGGGCUGAAGCCAGAUACUUUGCACCGCUCCUGGCAUUCGUAUUUCGACUUGAUUGUGGUGGACACACGGAAGCCUCUCUUCUUUGGAGAAGGGACCGUGGUCAGGCAGGUUGACAACGAAUCAGGAAAGCUGCGGAUUGGCACAUACACUGGCCCCUUACAACAUGGUGUUGUUUACUCUGGAGGGUCUUCAGACAUGAUCUGUGACUUGCUGGGGGUGAAGGGUAAAGAAAUUCUGUACAUUGGAGAUCACAUCUUUGGAGACAUCCUCAAGUCCAAGAAACGACAAGGCUGGAGGACCUUCCUGGUUGUGCCUGAGCUGGCACGUGAACUGCAGGUCUGGACUGAGAAGAGUGCUCUUUUUGAAGAACUUCGUAAUCUCGAUAUAUUUUUGGCUGAAUUUUACAAGCACCUCGACAGCAGCAGCAAUGAACGGCCUGAUAUCACCUCAGUUCGGAAGCGGAUUAAGAUGGUGACCCAUGAGAUGGACAUGUGCUACGGAAAGAUGGGAAGCUUGUUACGAUGUGGCUCCAGGCAGACCCUUUUUGCCAGUCAAUUGAUGCGCUAUGCUGACCUGUAUGCUGCCUCUUGUAUAAAUCUCUUGUAUUACCCUUUCAGCUACCUGUUCCGAGCACCUCCUGUACUGAUGCCCCAUGAAUCAACGGUCGAGCAAAUCCCUCUGGAUAUCAGUGAUAUGGAUGGCUUCUUAGAGAAGCAUAAGAACCACUCCCAAACAACCAGUGAGAGCCAUCAGGGUUCUUGUAACAGUUACGAAAUUGAUGCAAGCAUAGAGGAGGAAGAAAAGUAAAAACAUUCAGUUUCCUGAUGGUGUUAAUUAAUUGGUCCAUUGGUUUUGAGAAACAUUCCUGAUUUUCAGAGGUGACUCCAAAGUAACAAAUCUGAAGUGAGCUGGGAUGAUGUCCAUGAUCCAACUGGAACAUUGAUCCUCUACGUUUGUUUAUAGCCAGUAAACUCUGUGACUAAGUGAUCUUUCUUGUCCUGAAAGUUCUCACAUUACAACCAGUGACUCAAAUUGACCAAAGUGCUGUUCCAGAAGCUGCCACAUUGGCCAUAAUAACAGUGGCCAUAAGCAUGAAAAUGUUUGUUCUAGAAUUAUAAUCAGGAUAGGCUGAUAAUUAUUCAGCAACUCAGUCUGUAUUUACACUGUACUACACAAACCUUCACAAAGUGCACUGAUGUUAUGAAGGAAUUUCCUGGGCAUGUAUCCACACUAUUUAACUCUCUUGCUUCCAAGGAGAAUGUUGCAUCAUCUUGCACCUUACUGGAAGGAAGGGAGAGCAGAGAGAAGGUUGUAGGAGUCAGUGUUAGGCUAUUAUGGGUUUAGGAAGAAAUAUUAUAAAGAAGUGGAGCAUAGAGACCAUGUCCAAAUGUAAAAACCUCAAUCCGCAACCUGUAGAUAUUUAGAAACUAAUUCUUCCCUCCAUGCCAUCCAUUUAUACUGAUCCUGCACUAAUUCCGUUUUCUUCUCCUCACAUCUCAUCAACUCCCCCCAGGUUCUACCACUAACCACACACUAGGGGCAAUUUACUGUUGCCAGUUAACCUACCAACCCGCACAUAUUAUGGAUGUGGGGGAGGGAGCUAGAGCA